Messenger RNA from Leptopilina heterotoma, 2750 nucleotides. RefSeq lists its product as uncharacterized. NCBI's taxonomy places the organism in Eukaryota, Metazoa, Arthropoda, Insecta, Hymenoptera, Figitidae. The coding region runs from base 254 to 2557 and encodes 767 amino acids. The transcript is spliced from 3 exons. The record is from RefSeq and is a predicted model, not a curated record.
AGGCCGCCAUAGGCGUGAGUUGCGCAGUAGGAAUAAAACGUCAAGUUUAGUUGAGUCUGAUUUCUUAUAUGCACUGUGACUGCCUCGUGUUCUCGCGCUUCGCUAAUUUGCCUUGUAAUUUGUUUUGUUUAUCUUUGUGCUUUUCUUUAUUUUCUUGUAAUGUUUAUGUUCUAUUUUUAAUUUGGUUUGGUUUUAUAUUGUUUAAAUUGACGAACAGAAUCAAAAGUAUUUGUGAUAGCAGAGAAACUAGUUUAUGAGUUUAACCAUGGGGAAAAUCAUGAAAAAACAACCACCGAAAAAAUAUGGCAUUUCUUCACGUCGCUUUCGAAAAAUAGUUCAAGAACGCUUGUUAAACGAUUGCAAUCUCGUGCAAUCUCAGCAUAGUUCAUCGACUCCACUCGAAACAAGUAUUGGAGAAGUCUCAAAUAUUUCAUCACUUUUACCUAAUGUCGAAUUACCUACUUUUAUUGACAGUGAACCACCAUCAAAAUUAUGCAAUGUUAAUAUAGACUUGAAUUUGUGUUCAUCAUCAUUUUCAGACAAUAAUGAAAUUUCUAACGCACCAUGUAUUGAAAACGAGCCUUGUGAAAUGGAAUCCAAUGUUAGUGACAAGUUUGUUUUAGAUUUCGACUCUGACAAUAAUUACAAUUUUGAUAGUGAUUCGGAAAUCACAUGUAAUGAAGACACCAGGAAGACCGAUAGUGAUCUUGGCGAAGAUGACUUGGAAUUAUCAGAUUUUUUAUAUCGGGAUGAAACACCUGUAAAGGAAAAUACGUUCUCAGCCAAGCUCCGAGAAUGGGCAUUAAAGUUCCACAUAACUUUAAUUGCCCUUUCAGCUUUAUUACUCUUGCUAAGAGUAUUUGAUUCCAGUUUACCAGUAGAUGCAAGGACGUUGUUAGGAACCCUCAGAAAAACAGAAUGUGCUGAAAUGAGUGAUGGUGUGUAUCACCACUUUGGUUUGGAAAGAGCAGUUGAGAACAUACUUAUUGAAAGAAGAAAUAAAGGUGUGCAAGAUCAAAAAGUAAAAUUAAUGAUAAAUGUAGAUGGUGUUCCAAUUUCGAAUAGUGGGAAAAAUACUUUCUGGCUUAUAUUGUGCUCCGAAGUAAAUUCUGAGAUCGUGUAUCCUGUCGGUGCUUUCUACGGGACGAAGAAACCAAUAGAUGCAAACGAAUUUCUUAAUUCUUUUGUUCAAGAAGCAAUCAACGUUUGUGAAAAAGGCGUGAAGAAUCAUAAUGUUACUAUAGAAGCUAUAAUUUGCGACGCCCCUGCAAAAUCAUUUAUUUUGUAUUUAAAAGGACACACUGGAUACGACUGUUGUCCCAAGUGUCUAAUAACAGGUGUAUGCCAUAGACCGCCACCAUCAACAAGAGGAAAGAAGAAGAAGGGAAAAGUUUGUUUUCCUGGUAUAGGACCAUUUGCGCUAAAAACGGACCAGGAUUUUAAACGCAAUAAAUAUAAUAGCUUUGAAACAGAUGUUGAAAUUGUUCUUACAAAGCUUCCUGGAUUUGGCUGUAUCAGUUGCAUUCCUUUGGACUAUAUGCACUUAGUUUUGCUUGGAGUCACGAAAAAACUAAUUUCUCUGUGGGUUCUCCGUAAAUCAAAAGUAAAAAUAUCUUCCGAUGCCUUAAACACAAUAUCAAAUCGACUACUUCUGUUGCGAAAUACAAUUCCCGUUGAGUUUAAUAGAAGGCCAAGGACUUUAUGGGAAUAUAAAUUCUGGAAAGCAACAGAAUUUCGCACAUUUUUGUUGUAUGCAGGUGUCAUUGUAUUGCAAAACGUUGAAGGAUUUUCUAGCGAGCUUUAUUCUCAUUUUCUCUUACUGCAUACAGCAAUUUCUAUCUUAUCAAGUGACAGACAUAUUUGCGACCCUAGAAAUAUUGAUGUAGCACACGAAAUGUUACAAUUGUUUGUAACAGACUUCGAUUCUCUUUAUGGAAAAGAAUUCAUUUCCUACAAUGUGCACAACUUGUUGCACCUUUGUGCAGAUGUUAAACGAUUUGGAGCUCUAGGAAAUUUCAGCGCCUUUAAAUUUGAAAAUUAUAUGGGGACUGUGAAAAGGAUGAUCAGAAAGGGAGAUAAACCGUUACAGCAACUUGCUAGAAGGUAUGCAGAGGUCGAAAACAUUCAAAAACUGAAGAAUUAUGCAACUGAAGAAUUUAUUCUAGAUCAUGCUCACAAUAGAGGACCAUUAACUCAAGACUGCCUAACAAAUAUUCCUAAACAAUACAAAAAUUUAAAAACCAAAGGAUUUUCAAUAAAUUGUGAUGAUAUUAGGAAUAAUUGUGUUAUGCUAAAGGAUGGAACAUUCUUAAUAGUAGAAAACAUUUUGCAAUUGGGUGGUCAGGACAUUAAGAUAGUUGGACAUAGGCUUUGUUUCAAAGGCAGCCUAUAUGAAGAUCCUGAUUCCAGGUUAAUAAAUAUUUACAUGGCCAAUAAUGUCAAUGAAGAGGAAAAACAUUGUUUACUAUUAAGCGAUGUUAUAUCAAAAGCGUGGAAAAUUCCAACCUCGAAAGGAAUCGCAGUAAUUCCAUUAUUGCACAAAGCAGAACGAAAAUAGAUGGUCACAAUCAUCACCCAUUUUUUCCAGUGUUAAUAUUAAAAAGAACUUCUAGAGUUAAAUUAAAUAUAAUUUCCGACGAGAAAACUACUGGAAAAAUUCAGAAAUCAAGGCAUUAAAGGGUGACUAAAUAUUCAUUAACCUUAAAGAGAGAACAAAUUGUGGCCGUAUCUUCUUCACAUGCUGAUGGGAA